Molecule: messenger RNA, 1472 nt
Organism: Cyprinus carpio (common carp)
Lineage: Eukaryota; Metazoa; Chordata; Actinopteri; Cypriniformes; Cyprinidae
Gene: slc25a46
Product: solute carrier family 25 member 46
Exons: 8
Coding region: 217-1452 (411 amino acids)
Biological process (GO): mitochondrial membrane fission; mitochondrial fission; axon development
Cellular component (GO): mitochondrial outer membrane
Source: RefSeq, a predicted model, not a curated record
ACUGUCACCCGACAAAAGUCACUCAGGCGGUGCUGGGUUGUUUUGCUAAAGCACUAUCCUCCUUGCUAGCAGCCUCGGUCUGAGAAAUUAAUUCUCGCAUUUUUCGAUUGUUGAAGUUUUCAAUGAAAUCGUAUCACAUCACGUAGGUCAUAAAUCGUAGGAAGUCAGACUGAGAUAAUUUGUCAUUUCAGUGUAGUUUCCCAAGCGAUUCCCAGCAUGACUUCUCGUCGGCCUGACAGCUUCGAUGGUUUGGGUUACAGGGGCAGAGAGGAUCCGUCAUUCAGCGGGGGCUAUUCGGGCAGGUCAUUCAAUAAUUCAUCCGGAUCUGACCUUCAGCACUGGGUCACCACGCCUCCAGAUAUACCUGGCAGCAGAAACCUGCAUUUUGGCGAUCGCACACCCCAAUUCGAGACGGCACCUGCCCCACCUGAAACAGCAGAAGAAGCCCAAUCAGCGGCUCCACCGUCCGAACAGCUGAACAGAUUUGCUGGGUUUGGGAUAGGUCUCGCAAGCCUCUUCACAGAAAAUGUCCUGGCACAUCCCUGCAUUGUGUUUCGACGUCAGUGUCAGGUGAAUUACCAUGCCAGGUGUUAUCACUUGUCCCCACUGACUGCUAUCAGCGUGAUGUACAAUGUCACCAAAACUCAGGGUCCAAAGGCUUUAUGGAAAGGAAUGGGCAGCACUUUUGUGGUACAGGGGGUCACGCUGGGAACAGAGGGCAUCAUUAGCGAAUGUACACCUUUACCAAGGGAGUUAUCACACAAGUGGAACCCUAAACAAGUUGUGGGACACUUAGUACUCAAAGGUCUGAUAAUGAUAUUGAUUUUGCCUUUUUUCUGCUUUGUCUUCAUGUUCUCUCACCAGAGUGAAAUAAUCCGAGACAACCCUGGCAUCCUGGACUGUGUGAAAGAGGGUAUUGGGCGUGUAAUAGGAAUGGGAGUGCCCCACAGCAAGCGUCUCCUUCCACUCUGGAACCUGCUGUUCCCCACCGUCCUCCACGGCCUCCUACACUAUGUUAUCAGUUCCAGCGUGCAGCGGCUGGUUCUUUACCUGCUGCGGCGACGGAACACCGGCUCACCAAAGCACUCGUCCCCUGACUCGCAAACGGACGCGGUCCAGUCUAUGCUGGAUGCAUACUUCCCUGAGCUCAUGGCCAGCUUUGCUGCCAGCCUGUGCGCAGAUGUGCUGCUGUUUCCUUUGGAAACGGUGUUGCACAGGCUGCAUAUCCAGGGAACACGCACUAUCAUCGACAACACUGACCUGGGUUUCGAAGUUUUGCCCAUUAACACUCAAUAUGAAGGAAUGAGAGACUGUAUUAAUGCUAUUCGGCGUGAGGAGGGCACCAUGGGCUUCUACAAGGGCUUCGGCUCCAUCGUGGUGCAGUACUCACUUCACGCCGCAGUUCUGCAGUUCACCAAGAUGAUCUACUCAACGCUGCUGCGAAACACUUAAAUAAAAUGAUUCAGAAAACA